Xylaria bambusicola is the source of this 1113-nucleotide messenger RNA. RefSeq lists its product as uncharacterized. Lineage: Eukaryota; Fungi; Ascomycota; Sordariomycetes; Xylariales; Xylariaceae. The record is from RefSeq and is a predicted model, not a curated record. The transcript has 5 exons. The coding region runs from base 1 to 1047 and encodes 348 amino acids.
AUGGGCAUGUAUGAGGAUCCCGCAGGCUUGAUUGCAGGCUCUGUUAUUCUCUGGCUUCUGUCUACGUCGAGUCUUGUACUACGAUGUGUGAAUCGCAUCCGUGCCCAUCAAAGCUACCUCGUGAGCGAUUGGUUGAUCAUAGCUGGAUGGGUUUUUGGUACCGGACUAACUGUUCUGGAGAUAUAUGGCGUUGCCAUCAAAUCUCUUGGUUAUAGAAUCGGGGCUACGCUCGUUGACCCAACCAGUGUCACUGGGCAGCUAAACAAGGCAAAACAUAUUCAACUCGCCUUCUUGCUGCUGGGAGUCGCAGCCUUGGGCCUCAUCAAGCUGUCUGUAUGCUUCCUCUACUGGCAUCUCUUUGCCCAAGUUGCCCUACGUCGCUUUCUGAUUGUCUGGAUGGUUAUCAUUACCGCAUGGGCUACUGCUUUCAUAUUAGCUGGCCUCCUUGAAUGCGGCUCGCACCUUUGGGCGGUAUUUGGAACACCAACCCAGUAUCUUAAGUAUUGUGGAAGUGCUGUACCUAGUGGGUAUGGCCUAGUGGGAAGUGAUAUUGCGACGGACUUCAUUACGCUUAUUAUCCCUAUUCCAGUGGUCAUGCGAUUACAGAUGAGCGCGCGACGAAGGGUACUGACAUUGGCGGCUUUUCUAAUUGGUGCACUCUCUGUUGGUGCAUCUAUUGCCAAGGGAUACAUCUAUAUUCGCUCUAGUCUUGGCCAGUACACCGAAGAUGGCCUAUUGAUUCUCACGGGAGUUUCGAUUUGGAAUCUCGUGGAAGUACAAGUUGGUAUUAUUGCUGCUUGUGGGCCGCUACUCUGGCCGGUCCUUGCAAAUCUCCUUUCCCCUCUGGCCUCUCUCAUUGCCUCGAAAAUGCGCUCUACAUCCAAGAUCUCUCAGUCUCAGGGUUCCCAUGAGCUACCUAUCUUCACGAAACUUCCAGAGAGCGAGGUUCAAUUGGCAUUUGGCAGUAGAAGCGCCUCCGCGAACCCAAGCGAGAGGAGCAGACCACAUGAUGCUGAGUCUGGACCAAGAGUGCAAGUGUCCAAUUAAAGUGUGAUUGAACUAGAGCUAGUGGGCUAUGAUUGUUCUAUCAUAAGAUGGAAAGGGGUUAUGAAA